AUGUCUGCAGCAGGCCGGCACGACCCGUUUGCCCCUGCAUGCUCAUCCGCGCACUCGCCCGCAUUCCCGUCCGACGACCCAGACGAGCUCGACUUCCUCGGCGGCAAUGACGACGACGACAAAGACGAGGACGGCGACGGCGCCCGCCACGUGCUCGACGACGACCCAAUCCACCACGAUGAUUUUUCGACGCCCAUCUCGUUCAAGCGCAAGCCGAAGCCCUCGCUCCUCUCCAGCCCCGGCCGGCUGCUCUCGGCGCUGACGGGCGGCGGCGGCGACGGCGGCAGCAACAGCAGCAGGACGUCGCCGCCACGAUCCCCGGCCGCCGCCUUUGCGAUAACGUCACCGCCGCGGCCGCGGCCGGGCACCACAGGUAGCGGGCUGGUGAUCAACAAGGACGGAGGAGGAGGGACCACGGCGCCGCUGGACUGGCACGUCGAGGGCCCCGGACGCCGCGUCGGCUACGACGACCUCACGGCCAUUGAUUGGAUCUUCGAGUACACCAAGGAGCGCCAGCGCCUGCGCGUGCUGACGGCCAACACGAGCGGCCUGGUCGGCUACGUGCGCAAGCUGCUCGACGCCAGCGAGGUCUGGGUCGUCAUGAUCCUGACGGGGCUGGCCGUCGGCGCCAUUGCCGCGCUCAUCAACAUCACCACCGACUGGCUCGGCGACCUGAAGCUCGGGUACUGUUCGAGCGGGCCCGAAGGCGGCCACUUUUACCUGAACAAGAGCUUCUGCUGCUACGGCUACGACCAGGGCUCCAAGUGCGACGGCUGGAAGUCGUGGGGCGAGGCGCUGGGAGUGCAUGCGGUCGCUGGCAGAUGGGUUAUAGAGUACAUCUUGUUCUCUUUCUUGUCGAUUUUAUUCGCGCUAUGCGCUGCUGUAUUAGUACAGGAAUACUCGCUCUAUGCCAAGCAUAGCGGCAUUCCUGAAAUCAAGACGAUUCUUGGCGGCUUCGUCAUCCGCCGUCUGCUCGGCGCCUGGACGCUCGUCGCCAAGUCGCUGGGACUCAUCCUCGCGGUGGCUUCCGGCAUGUGGCUCGGCAAGGAGGGCCCGUUGGUCCAUGUGGCCUGCUGCUGCGCCAACAUCUUCACCAAGCUCUUCCACAACAUCAACGGAAACGAGGCACGAAAGAGGGAGGUGCUGUCCGCGGCGGCGGCGGCGGGCAUCUCGGUUGCCUUUGGCUCACCUAUUGGCGGCGUCUUGUUUAGCUUGGAGCAGCUGUCGUAUUACUUCCCCGACAAGACCAUGUGGCAGAGCUUCGUCUGCGCCAUGACGGCGGCAGUGUCACUGCAGGCCUUUGACCCCUUGCGCUCCGGAAAGCUGGUUUUGUACCAGACCAAAUACAGUCGGGACUGGCACGGAUUCGAAAUCUUUCCCUAUGCCAUCCUUGGUAUUAUUGGAGGCGUCUAUGGCGGGCUGUUUAUCAAGACCAACAUGCUCGUUGCGCGCUGGAAAAAGGCGAGCAACUGGCUGCCCGGGCCCAUUGUCCAAGUGCUGGCCGUGGCCCUGCUGACCGCGCUCAUCAACUUCCCCAACCACUACAUGAAGGUGCAGUCGACCGAGCUCGUGUCCAACCUGUUCCAGGAGUGCUCCCAGGUGCUUGACGACCCGGUCGGGCUGUGCAAGACGGGCGCGGCGUCCGCCAGCACGAUCGUGCUGCUCCUCUUCGCCGCGCUGCUGGGCUUCCUCCUCGCCGCCAUCAGCUUCGGCCUGCAGAUCCCGGCCGGCAUCAUUCUGCCGUCCAUGGCCAUUGGCGCGCUCGUCGGCCGCGCCGUCGGCAUCGUCAUGGAGAUUUGGGUCGACAGCCACCGCGGCUUCAUCCUCUUCCAGGCGUGCGAGCCCGACACACCGUGCAUCACGCCGGGUACCUACGCCAUCAUCGGCGCCGCGGCCGCCCUCACCGGCGUCACGCGCAUGACCGUCUCCAUCGUCGUCAUCAUGUUUGAGCUCACCGGCGCGCUCACCUACGUGCUGCCCAUCAUGGUCGCCGUCAUGAUCUCCAAAUGGGUCGGCGACGCCUUCUCCCGCCGCGGCAUCUACGAGUCCUGGAUCCACUUCAACGAGUACCCUUUCCUCGACAACAGCGAGGAGGUUGUCGUCCCCGACACGCCCGCCGCGCACAUCAUGACGCGCAUCGAGGACCUCGUCGUCCUCACCGCCGUCGGCCACACGAUCGCCUCGCUCAACGACAUCCUCGCCACCCACCCCUGCCGCGGCUUCCCCGUCAUCUCGGACCCCCGCGACGCCAUCCUCCUCGGCUACAUCUCCCGCGCCGAGCUCAGCUACAACAUACACACCGCGUCCGCGCCGCCCCGCAGCCUGCCCCCGCUCACCGAGGCCUUCUUCACCCACCAGCCGCUCGCCGACCCCCGCACGACGCUGGACCUGCGGCCCUGGAUGGACCAGACGCCGCUCACGCUGCCCUCGCGCACGAACCUCCAGCUCGUCGUCUCCUACUUUCAGAAGCUCGGCCUGCGGUACGUGCUGUUUAGCGAUCGCGGCGUGCUCCAGGGCCUGCUCACGAAAAAGGACGUCUGGUACGUGCUGAACGGCGCCGACGAGACGCGCCGCACGACGGCGGGUGGUGCGCCGGCUCACCAGCCUGGUGCCGCUGGGAGAGGCGUGGCCCGAUCAGGACCAGAUGAGACGUUGCUGGGAUCGGAUGAUGAAGUGGAUGAUGACGGUGUUGCUCGUCCGCGUAGUCCAAUGCUAUAG
This is a messenger RNA of Akanthomyces muscarius, 2718 nucleotides long. RefSeq lists its product as uncharacterized. The record is from RefSeq and is a predicted model, not a curated record. Gene Ontology annotation, cellular component: early endosome; Golgi apparatus; membrane. Gene Ontology annotation, molecular function: voltage-gated chloride channel activity. Gene Ontology annotation, biological process: transmembrane transport; chloride transport. The coding region runs from base 1 to 2718 and encodes 905 amino acids. The transcript has 3 exons. Lineage: Eukaryota; Fungi; Ascomycota; Sordariomycetes; Hypocreales; Cordycipitaceae.